GAAGGACCCCGAGUUCGAGUCCCGCCGGUUCGAGUUCCGCCCCCCAGCGAGUGGGCCGGGAGGCGGCUGCGGCCAAAAGCGGCCGAGCGGAGGGGCACGGCCCGGUUGGUGCCUCACUCCGCGGUUACCCUCCGUCCCCUCGCCGACUGGGCCCGGCGGAGGCCCUUGCUGCCAGAGUCCCUGGAACCACGGCGAGGUUCAAGCCGGUGCCGGCAGCGGGGAAGAGGAACAGGCAACAGCUUGGAGCUCAUUUUGCGGGCAAGCGGUGCGUUUCCCGAGGCCCCGCGGGAUGCUUUCCUCCCAACAAGCGCCGUGGUGAUUUGCCAGCCGCUCGGACUCUGAACCUGACACACGCACCCCCACACACCCCGCCCUGCAUUGGCUGAACGCCGCCGGUGCCGGUCGGGACGCCCGAGCGGUGCCACCGGCCUCCGCCUGAGCCCAGCCGGCUGCGGGAAGGCGGCCGGGUCGCUGCCUUCACCGAGGAGGGAUGAAGCUCUCCUGGCUGGGCGUGGAUGUGUCCCGGGUGCUGCACUUGGCUGCCGUCUUCUGCCUGACCUGCGUGCUGCUGAAGGCCAUCCAGCUGUACCACCGGCGGCGGGAGCUGCUCAGGGCGCUGGCCGACUUCCCCGGCCACCCGACCCACUGGCUCUUCGGCCACGUCCACGAGUUUCUCAAGGAGGAAGAGGUACUGGACAAGGUAGAGAUAUGGGCACAGAAGUACCUACAUGCUCACCCUCUCUGGUUCGGAAGUUUCUCGGCAUUCCUGGUUGUCACCAAUCCCGACUAUGCCAAGGCUCUGUUGGCCAGAGGAGAUCCCAAGGAUAACAUCAGCUAUAAACACCUUAUCCCAUGGAUCGGGAACGGGUUGCUCAUCUUACAUGGGCCAAAAUGGCACCAACAUCGAAAACUCCUGACUCCGGGGUUUCAUUACGACGUCUUGAAACCGUACGUGGCCCUGAUGGCAGAGUCUACUAACGUGAUGCUGGAUAAAUGGGAACAGCUGAUCACAGAUGGGAAACCAGUGGAGCUCUUUGAGCAUGUCAGCUUGAUGACUCUCGAUAGCAUCAUGAAAUGUGCCUUCAGUUGUCACAGCAACUGCCAGACCAACAGGAAAAACAGCUACAUCCAGGCUGUCUAUGAACUAUGCCACAUGGUGCACCAGCGCCUCCGCAUCUUCCCCUAUCACAACGACAUCAUUUACUGGCUCAGCCCCCACGGAUUUCGGUUCAGGAAGGUCUGCCAGCUCGCUCACAACCACACAGACAAAGUGAUCCAUGAGCGAAAGGAGUCCCUUAAAGAUGAACGGGAAUUUGAAAAGAUCAAGAAGAAGAGACAUUUGGACUUCUUGGACAUUCUGCUGUGUGCCAAAGACGAGAACGGAGCUGGACUGUCUGAUGAGGACCUGCGUGCCGAGGUGGACACGUUCAUGUUUGAGGGCCACGAUACGACAGCCAGCGGGAUCUCCUGGCUCCUGUACUGCCUGGCGUCACACCCUGAGCACCAGGCACGGUGCCGGGAGGAGAUCCAGGGGAUCCUGGGGCACCGAGAGACGCUUCAGUGGGAGGACCUGGGCAAGAUGACUUACAGCACCAUGUGCAUCAAGGAGAGCCUUCGCCUUUACCCACCGGUGCCUGGUGUGUCCCGGCAGCUCAGCAAACCCAUCACCUUCCCCGAUGGACGCACCUUGCCAGAAGGCAGCAUCGCUGCGAUAAGCAUUUAUCUCAUUCACAGAAACCCUGCAGUAUGGAAAGACCCUUUGGUGUUUGACCCUUUGCGGUUUUCCCCAGAGAACAUCUCUGGCAGACACUCUCACGCCUUUCUGCCUUUCUCUGCUGGAAUGAGGAACUGCAUCGGGCAGCAGUUUGCCAUGAACGAGAUGAAGGUGGCGCUGGCCCUGACCCUGCUCCGCUUCGAGCUCUCGCCUGACUCUGCCAAACCUCCCUGCAAAAUACCUCAGAUCAUCCUUCGCUCCAAGAACGGGAUUCACCUGUAUCUAAAGAAAAUCCGCUGAUGCUGGAAAACGUCCUGCCUUUGCCGGAGGGAGGGACAGAGCAGAGGAUGGGACAAUAUUUCUCUGGGGCACAAGGUGCAGGGCAGGAUUUGGGGAUGAGGAUUCCUGAUUUCUGUGCUUCUUCCACCAGCAGAAAGCCCUUUUUGCCCUGGUCCAGGUAGCCUGAAUGGCAUUGAACAGAUCCAUUGCCAUCUGCUCCAUCAGCGCCGAUCUCGGAGCAGCCGGGCAUGGCCAUGCCUCUUUGGUGGCUGUCCCCUUGCCCUGCCAUAAGGGCUAGCCUGGCCUGGGAACAUCUUCAGGUCCCACCAGCUUCCUCCUUAUCAAAUCCUGCCUUCACACUCAUGUCCUGGCUGAAUCUGUGACCAUUCCCAGCCAUGCUCCAUCAUCCACACCUUCCUCAGUGCCUAGAGGUCAGCCCUCCUCUCCUGCGGCAGGGACAGCCCAUGGCAGACCUCUGUCUCUCUUCUCGCACUCAAUGUCUCUCUGUUUUGUUGAAAGCACUGAUUCCAGUUUGGGCUCUGAACUUCUGCCCAAACUGCAAAAUUGUCUGUAAUUUUUGUGUUAAUAAACCAAUAAUUAUUCCUGUAA
Grus americana (Whooping crane) is the source of this 2602-nucleotide messenger RNA. RefSeq names its product cytochrome P450 4B1-like. The coding region runs from base 491 to 2014 and encodes 507 amino acids. The transcript has 13 exons. Gene Ontology annotation, molecular function: heme binding; monooxygenase activity; oxidoreductase activity, acting on paired donors, with incorporation or reduction of molecular oxygen. The record is from RefSeq and is a predicted model, not a curated record. Lineage: Eukaryota; Metazoa; Chordata; Aves; Gruiformes; Gruidae.